AUGGGGGGCUGGGCUUAUCAGAUUACAAAACCUCCUGUGUGUACAAAUUUUAAUCCAUUUAACCACUUGAAAAUCAUAAGUGGACGGUCAACAAAGAUGCCAAACGUCAUCAAAGUCGUGGGAAAACUUCUCAUGGGAUAUCAACUAAACGUCGUCACGCCUUUUCAUUACAUCCUCGUUGAGCAAACGAAUUCUGUAUGAGAUCAAAUUCGUUUCAUCUCUUCCGACUUCAAAUUGGGAGCAUCACUGAGUCAAGCAGUCGAGUGCGAGAAGUGAUCACUGGCGUCGAAUUGCUGAGUACUUUGUCGUCCCGUUUUUAUUACGCAGUAGCUCGCGUGGCAAAGGGGAAUAAAGGUGCGUGUGAUCGCGAAGGGCGCUUGAGAGACAUAAGAGAAAAGUAGCCUGCGUGGCAGGCGCAAAAAGGGGAGGGGGAGGGGGAGGGGGAAGGGAGAAAGGGAAAAGGGAAGGGAGCGCCUGCUCUAAGAACCUAUGUUUUUGUAUAACGCCUACCAAUUUUCUAGUAAUCCGAUUACGCUUACUGUCAAUCAAGUGUCGCUACACUCGCCAUUGCAGAAAAACAUUAUACUCACGGACUAAAGAAAUUCGCUUAGUUAUUCAGAUCCAGAAGACACUUUGGAGAAAAUUGGAACCCUUAUUCUGCCGUAAUAAAAAAAGCUUUACGCUUCAAAAGAGGUCAAAGAAAUUACGCUUGCAUCAGAAGGCAAAUCCUGCCGACCAGAAAACAAUAACUACAGUCAAUCGAUAUGUAUGUCAUGACCUCUCAGUGUGAAACAUGCGGCCAAAAUAACAUAGCAGAUAAAAACAACCUUAUUGUAAUAAGCAGCAUUUUGGCAUGAGGUAAAACCACCCUCUUUUAUUGCUAAGUUACAUCGGCGAAUGUCAUCGUUCGAUAAAUUGUUGGCUAAAUCUUUCGCUGGGUAGCCCCACAAUUCCAUCUCCUGCAACUCUUCGAUAAUACUUUUCAGUGGCGAAAUGACGAGAAUCGCCGCAUUACCAUUUAGCUCGUAGUUCUUCGCGCGUACAAACAUUUGGAGCCCUUACUGCUGAUUCUUGCUCUGGUUUUAAAACAGUUUCUCUACUACUAGAUAAAUUCACAUCUCUUAAGCACUCUCUACGACAUCCACGUCUACCUCUGCCAUCUCGACUGUUUGUUGAUUUGUGAAACGCGCAUUUCAAUAUGUUACUCAUUACGGCUCAGCCAAUCAGGAAUUUGCGGACGCCAGCGUCCGCAGAUAUGAACAAAAGCGGGUUCUUAGAGCAGGCGUCCCCUCCCCCUCUCCCCAAUCCCCCUCCCCUUUUUCCCUUCCUCCCUAUCCCCUACCCCCUACCCCUUUCGACGCCUGCUACGCAGGCUAGAGAAAAGGGAAAAUGCUUUCUUCUCUUCCUCGCAGGUCCUCGCGCGUCUGCCACGCAGUUUCAUGCGCGGGUGAAGGUCGCGCGUAAUCAACAUUGUUGGUUUGGCGUAGUCUUUUCUGAUCAACAGUGCUUCUAUUUUUAGCUGUAGUCUUGUUUUUUCAAUAGUUCUUGUUCGUAUAUCAAUCGUGCCGAAAAUGGAAAAGUGAAAGUUAUUAAACAGUACUUUUCUGUACAUGUGAGCUGUUUGAUAUGCUGUACAAAACCCUAUAAUGUUUAAUAGCCAUCUGGAGCUGAGGUGUCAUCAGUAACGGUCACGUGACUUUUAAAAGAGAUACUUUUCCCUUCUACACGGUCUACACUCUCGACAAUCUCACGCCAGUUCGAAAAUUCAUAGUAUAUCUGCAGACUGACACAUCUGCGUAUCUGCUAAAAGGAAGCUAUAUUCAACAUUUGCUAUUUCUGUAUUUGGCAAAUUACUUAAGGAAGUCAACUACCCACUUUGCGGUCCUAAACGUAACAGUAUUGAAACCGAUACCUCAAAAUGAAGACCCCUAAGUUUUGAAAAGGAAGAAUGUGUCCUCUUAGUUGGACGUUUUCAGAUGGCUGUUCUUUUGUUGGUUCUCUUGCCUUCCGCGCUAGGUACUCGGUAAUAUCCAGUAGGGUGCCAGUACAAUCAAGGUGUAGUCUCCAUUCCAACGCCUCGAACAGAAAUCAACAGAGACUUGUGUUGUUCUUUUUUUCAGUUUAACUUCAACACUUAUUCAGUCUGUUUUUCCGGAUAUCCUUUGGUUUAGUCUAGUCUGUGUAGGUCUAAGUCGCACGCGAACACAGGAGUUACUAUUUUUUCUCAAGGUUUCUUUUUGUUUCAAAGAAAGGAAACAAUAGGCUUAGCCUACAUAUAACAGGUCAACAUUCUACGGAAACUCGGUACAGCGCACAUCCCAGCUUAGUAGUUUCAUUUGACUCAAGUGCGAAGUGGCUUAUUUUUAUCACUAUCAAGGAAAGACGAAGGAAGAAGGAAGCAGUGCUGACAGCCUUUGAACUAAAGAUCUAG
This is a messenger RNA of Porites lobata, 2431 nucleotides long. NCBI's taxonomy places the organism in Eukaryota, Metazoa, Cnidaria, Anthozoa, Scleractinia, Poritidae. The record is from the annotation of a GenBank genome assembly.